Messenger RNA from Cyprinodon tularosa, 980 nucleotides. Its product is annotated as tripartite motif-containing protein 35-like. Gene Ontology annotation, molecular function: zinc ion binding. The transcript is spliced from 6 exons. NCBI's taxonomy places the organism in Eukaryota, Metazoa, Chordata, Actinopteri, Cyprinodontiformes, Cyprinodontidae. The record is from RefSeq and is a predicted model, not a curated record. Bases 105 to 980 code for a protein of 291 amino acids.
GUCAGCAAGCCUAAAAAACUUGGCAGGACAUUCUGAACGGAGAAGCCACUUACAGAUUCUGCCUGAGCAAAUCAACAAACUAAAGAAGAAAAGAAACCAAGAAAAUGGCUUCAAACAUCCCGCAGUCUGAGGCAGACUGCACCUGCCCUGUGUGCUGUGAUAUAUUUGAUGACCCUGUUUUGCUGCUGUGCGGUCACAGCUUCUGUCAGCAUUGUCUUAAGGAGUGGUGGAGAAAGAGCAAACAGAGGACAUGUCCGGUUUGUAAAGAAAUAUUUCAAAUGACUAAGCCACCAAGAAAUCUGGCUUUAAAAAACCUGUCCGAGUCCUUGAGACAGGAGAAGAACAAGCAGGCUGGGUCCAAGGAGUUUUGUUCCCUGCACGGUGAGAAGUUUAAAUUAUUCUGUCAGGAUCACCAACAACCGAUCUGUGUGGUUUGUCGGGAUGCAAAAGCACACAAAAAACACAACUGCAUUCCCAUUACUGAAGCAGCAGAGGAGUGCAGAGCUAAAGUCCAGCUCAAUCUGCUUAAUCUAAAAACUAAGUGUGGAACUUUUGAGAGGAAAAAACAGCAGUGGGAUAAAAUGGCCAAUCACAUCCAGCUCCAGGCUCAGCGGACAGAGAAGACCAUCAGAGGAGAGUUCGAGAAACUUUACCGGUUCUUACGAGCGGAGGAGGCUGGCCGGAUAGAUGCAUGUCGGAAAGAAGCAAAGGUUAAGAGUGACGCAAUGAACCUAAGGCUUGUAAACCUAAAUGAAGAGAUUUCUGACCUCAUGGAAAAAAUCAAAACCCUUGAAGAUGAGAUGAAAUUAGACGACCUCUCAUUUAUGCUGAAUGUGAAAGCAACAAUGCUAAGAUCUCUGUGUACACUGCCAGAACCAGAGACUCCAGCUGGAGCACUAAUUGAUGAGACUAAACACAUAAGCAAUCUGCAGUAUUCAGUUUGGGAAAAAAUGGCAGAUAUCAUACUAUACAGUAAGUAA